Paramuricea clavata is the source of this 772-nucleotide messenger RNA. The record is from the annotation of a GenBank genome assembly. Lineage: Eukaryota; Metazoa; Cnidaria; Anthozoa; Malacalcyonacea; Plexauridae.
AUGUCGCUAAAAACCAGCAAAGUACCUCAGAAAUGGAAAUCCGCUAAUUUAUUACCACUCCCUAAAGAAUCACCAUUAAAUUCGUGCAACCAGUUAAGACCAAUCUCUCUGACGGACAUCAUCAUGAGACUAUUCGAGAAGUGCUUGCAUAAAUCUGAAAUCGCACCUAUCACAAGAAAUAACAUUGGUCCUGACCAAUUUGCUUAUAAAAAGGGUCACAACUCGACUAUGGCCCUGAUUAAAUCCCAACAUCAAUGGCUAGAGUGGCCGGAUAAAAACGCUGAUUAUGUUAGAGUGCUGUCCUUCGAUUUCAGCAAAGCACUAAUUGACAGUGUGCCCCACGAACUUUUGUUUGAAAAAGAUAAAAAGCUACCCAUUAAUACGUAUGUGGUGAACUGGAUAAUUAGCUUUCUAGAAAAUAGAAUACAAAGAGUAAUGGUUGAUGGAAUUGUUACAGUCUGAAUAUUUAUAUAUUAAUCGUGGUGUUCCUCAAAGAACCGUUUUAGGCCCUGUUCUUUUCUCAAUAAUGGUCGAUGAUAUUAAAACUGCUAAUCCUAGUAAUGCGUUAGUCAAAUUUGCUGACGAUUUGACGUUAGGAGUGCCUGGCAACGAAAGUGGUGACACAUCUCGAUCUGAAGCUGCCUGUUUACAGGAUUGGGCGGAAAAGAAUAGAAUGCCCUUAAACUUGGAAAAAACGUACGAAAUGGUUGUUCGCAGACACGCCUCAGUAGUUUUUCCUGAGCUUAUCCCUUCAAUUAAGCGAAAAACAUGA